AUGGCGGCUGAGAAGCCACCUACCCAACCGCACAUUCUAAUUAUAGAAUCUACCUACGGAGUGCAAGUGCAUGAACCCCGCGAGGAACGUGAGGCUCGCUUCACUACUACAAUCCACAAGACGGUGGCCAGAGGCGGUCGGGUGCUGAUUCCGGUCUUUGCGCUGGGGCGAGCGCAGGAGCUGCUGCUGAUCCUGGAUGAGUACUGGAAGGCCCAUCCCGAACUUCACUCAAUCCCUAUCUACUACGCCUCUGCCUUGGCUAAGAAGUGCAUGAGCAUCUACCAGACAUACAUCCACAUGAUGAACGACAAGAUCAGGCGCGAGGCUGCCGUAAGCAACCCCUUUGUAUUCCAACACAUCUCUAAUCUGCGGUCAAUGGCUCAUUUCGACGAUGUGGGCCCAUGCGUCAUCAUGGCCUCUCCAG
This is a messenger RNA of Sphaeroforma arctica JP610, 424 nucleotides long. RefSeq lists its product as hypothetical. The record is from RefSeq and is a predicted model, not a curated record. The transcript is spliced from 2 exons. Gene Ontology annotation, biological process: mRNA 3'-end processing by stem-loop binding and cleavage. Lineage: Eukaryota; Ichthyosporea; Ichthyophonida. Gene Ontology annotation, cellular component: mRNA cleavage and polyadenylation specificity factor complex. Gene Ontology annotation, molecular function: RNA endonuclease activity; 5'-3' exonuclease activity; RNA binding. The annotation marks the transcript as partial.